GCUAGUCCCAUGACGCACUGCGUAUUGUUUUGGCGGGAAGACUCAAAGUUAUGGCGGCUGCAUUCUGAUAAUAACAUUGUACUUCAUUUUCCUUUUAUUUUUUCAACCAACCAUAAAAAUGAAUAAAAAUAUUGUUCGACUUGCCGAUGAAGGAAACGUUUCUGCUCUUACAAAAACACUUGCUGAAGUACAACUCGAGGAGCUCGGGGAAAUUUUAGAAGAAAGAGCUCUUGAAGAAAAGGCAGACACAGUCAGUUUUAUUCGAGCUGUAUUAAAAGGGUCUUCGUGUAAUACAAGUGAUGGUUUAAAAAGAACAAUGUACAUGUACAAACAAACCAUAAAACUGCUAAACAAUGGUGAAAUAACUAACAAGGUAUCAACAGAUAUAGUUGGUUUUCUUCUUAUGGAGCUGGAUGCUCUUCCUGGUAAAGCCUUAGCAGAACUUGCUGACGUUUUUUUGGAUGCAAUAAAAGAAGGAUCAGUCUCUGGAAAGAGCCUUGAGUUGCUCCCUAAAGUAUUGUCUGCUGUUGCUGCUAAAGAAUCUGUACCUUUGACAACAGAUUGUGGUGGAGAGAUGUCUGGGCCUGAAUACAAAAGACAAAUAUUAAACAGCUUGUGUUCCAGCAGGUGGGACUCUCAAUGUGUGAUACAUCUGGCUGCAAUGUUUAGGGAUGUGCCAAUGAGUUCUGAAGAGUUGAGGUUUGUGAUAGAUAAGUUACAGAGAAUGUUUAAAGAGCUUGACCUCCAGGAGCUUCCUCCUUUGGUGUAUCAGCUGUUAUUACUCUCCACUAAGGGUCAUAAGAAUCUGGUCCUACAAGGUGUGUUGUCAUUCUUUAAUGAACAAGAUGAAGCCUGUAGAGAAGAAGAAAAAGCACAAAAUCAUGAUGGUGUUCAGUCCAUCUCAAAAGAGCAGCUUCGACAUAUGGAGGGCACCAUCAUCUUGCACAUUACAUUUGCUAUAAAACAAGACCAGAAUCUUGGCAAAGAGUUGAUUAAAUUUCUUAAGGCUUCCCAGAGUUCUCCAGGAAAGAUCCUAACACCCUUUACUGUGGCAUUGUCAUUGUCUGUGGCUCAAAUCCAUAGAUUUGAAGAAACAGUUUUUGAUAUACUCAAGUCUUCAAUCUUAAGGAGUUUCAAGGAUGAAGAGAGACAAAGGCAAUCCAAGUGGAUUAAAGAAAAUAUUCCUGAAUGUUUCAAAGUACAAGACUUUAUCCUGGAAACUGUGCAGAAUAGCUUGUUUGGCUGGGAUCAUGUCACACAAGGUCUUGUUCAACUUGGGUUUUUGUUGAUGGACAGUUAUGGACCAAGAGUGUUUGAGACCCAUGCUUUAGAACAUCUCAGUCCAACCCAACAAGCAUGUGAGCUUGGCUCCAAGGUUCUCCUGAAUACCUUCAAAGGACAUGAAAUGGUCAGAGCAGAGAUCCUGGAACAGAUUCUUAACAGAGUGGUAACCAAGGCAACCACACCUGUUGGUCAUUUUAUCAACCUUCUCUCAAGCACAGUGCGGUCUGCUCCCCAUGUUCUAUUGGAGUCUCUACCAAAGGUGAAAGAGGCUCUUGAUUACCUCUCUUUUCUCCCACCCAGAACAGCAGAGGGUCUUCUAAAAGCUCUUCAGCCUCUUAUGAAGAUAAGUCUUUCCUUGAGAGAUUCAUUGAUUCUUGUGCUGAGGAAGGCAAUGUUUUCUAGGCAAGUUGAUGCAAGAAAAAUUGCUGUUACAGGUUUUCUUCAGCUACUGAAACACUUUAAAGUUCUAGGAAGUGGUGGUCUUGGAUCAAGUCAGGCAUCUAGCCAAGCAAGUGUUUCUUUUUCCCAAUGUAGUCAAGUACAGGUUGAUGUCCACAUCAGAGGAGGUGCUGGCAAUGAAGCUCUUUGCCUGGAAAUUCUUGGAAAUCUAAGAAGAUGCUUUACACAGCAGUCUGAUGUGCGAAUUCUUCUGUAUGAGGGCCUAUAUGAUGUUAUGUGUCAUAAUCCUCAGCUUCGUCAACCAAUACUUGAUGCUCUGUAUGUGCAGUUCCAAAAGUACUAUGAGACAGAAGAUGACGUGACUCCUCCCAUCAAGCUUGAUCCCUGCCUGUCAGCCUCUGGUGAACAAGUCUUCUUAGCAGAGCCUUUGGCACAUUUACUAAGUGCCCUUCAGCAUUGUACAUUAUGGUGUGGUGAUCACACAAGUGAAGAAGAUGAUGACCAAGAUAAUGUGGAACACUUGUUUAAUGAAGUAGAAGACCUGCUACAGUCACUUACAAGAAGAAUGAUCAAGUCUGAGAUGGAAGAUUUUGAACUGGAUAAAUCUGCAGAUUUUUCACCAACAACAAGUGUAGGAAUGAAGAAUAGUUUCCUAGCAAAUCUUGUCUUGGGAGUUUGUGAGCUUCUUCUAGAAUUCACAUUCACAGAAGGAGAAUUCAGCACUCAGUCAAUAGAGGAAGUGACACAGCUAUUUGCAGUUUAUCACCAAUUAGAAGACAUCCUAAAAGAAAAGUCAGUUGUUCAAGGUAAAAAGAGUCGUCCAUGGGGCAGUAAGCAGCAGUCAUCAUCUACCAGUCUGUUGUCCUUGGGUUGUGUGGCUCAAUUGUGCACUGCAUUGUUCAGUGAUUUGACUCCAAGCCAUCAGCAAGGUCUAAUGCCAUUACGAUCUGUUGCUGACUUUGUAAGAUAUGUCCUGAAUGUCACACUGCAGAAACUAAAACAGAUAAGUGAGAGUGGUACUUGCAGUGGUCCAAGAGGUAGAAACAAGGAGCAUAUCUAUAAACAAUGUCACUCCAUAGCAAGGGUGUUCUUAAAGCAUGUGUCUGGCAACAGCUGUAUCAAUGAUGACAGAGUGAAGAAAGACAAGAGUAAGAAACUGAGCAGCCUAUGUCUGGAGGGACUUUGUAUUGUGGUGAACAUAGUUUGCUGUCAUUAUAAGGACAAGCUGUCUCAUUUCCUGGCGAUUAUCGAUUUAUCAGGGGAAAGCAGAUCUGAUCAGAUUGAUCAAGAUGAUGAGCAAGAACACAUAUAUUCAACUAUCAAAAUAUUUCAGCAACUCAUUAUCAGCAUCAUCUCAUCUGAUACACAAGACAGUGAUAUUAGUGUCAAGGACACCCACACACUUAUCAAUGUUAUAUCUCUACUGACUCACCAUCUCGACCCAGACAGCCAGCAGUUUGCACAUCUCCAGUGCUGGGUGCAACGAAUCUGCAAAGAACACAAUGUUGAUGACAUGACAUUAUCUAAAGCACUGGUGACUCUGCUGUUUUCUCUGACCUUCCAGUCAAAGACAGGAACAUCUAUGAUCCGUGAGAUGGCCCAAGAUAUUCACAGUCAAUUAGGAGAUGUAGACGAAGAGAUUGAAGUUGAAAAUAGAACUCAUUUUGCAAUAGUUAAUCCACGAACGGCAGCUCCUACAAUUGCUCUGAUUGUAGUGAAUCAGAUGGAUAAGAUACUUGAUGAAUUAGACUGGACCAUGUCUAAAAUACGAGGUGACCUAGCUGUCACACAGUCCACACCUUCCAAUGCCAAGAUGCCAGACUCCCCUGAUAAUACGCAAAGAACCACCCUUGAAAGUGCUGUGUGUGUUCGUCUUACUGGCCUUGUCAUGGCACUACAUGAACUAAGUCAGUCAGCUCUACCUGAAGGGCCAUGCACUGAAAGUACAGUCAAGGUGCUCACCAAGCUGUAUGUUACUUUAGCAACAUGUGGAAAAUAUUAUAUGGCACUGUAUAACCAACGCCUUGGACAUCUACCACCCAAGUUUGAAAAACUGGUGAAGUUAACAGGGACCCACCUCUCUCAACAAGUCUAUGCCAUGAUCACAUACAUACAAGCAGUGCAGACCCAGUCUUUACAGGAGAUGGCAGCUUCUUCAAAGGGCAAGGCAAAAGACAAGAAAAGAGCUCAAAACAUGGCAGGAAAAGCCAAAGUGAUGAAAGAGAUGAAGUCCAUUCCCAAUCUAAUAUAUGCUAUAGAACAGUAUGAGAAAUUUCUAAUCCAGCUGUCAAAGAAAUCCAAGAUCAACCUGAUGGAACAUUUCAAGAGAAGCACAGCAAGAGACUUCCGUAUCAAUGGUGCAACUUUAGAAGCAGCACUUAGAGAUGACCCAAGUGAUGAAGAAGAUGAGGAUGGAUCAGAAAGUGAAAGUGAAGAACCUCCAAAGAAGAAAGGCAAGAAUGAAGAAGGAAAACCAAGAGGUGGAAAGAUGAGCCUAAAACAGAAAAAAGCUGCAAAACAAGCUCUAGCUGUACCAAACAACUAGGUAACCUUUAUUCCAACUUUAUUUUAACCUUGC
Molecule: messenger RNA, 4261 nt
Organism: Actinia tenebrosa (Australian red waratah sea anemone)
Lineage: Eukaryota; Metazoa; Cnidaria; Anthozoa; Actiniaria; Actiniidae
Product: Fanconi anemia group I protein
Biological process (GO): DNA repair
Molecular function (GO): DNA polymerase binding
Source: RefSeq, a predicted model, not a curated record